CUUUGAAGAAUUUUUGGAGCAGACAAAAAAAUCAGAGUUUGAGCAGGAUGGAGGCUGGCAGGGCCUGGACGAGCAGGAGGUAUUUUCCCAGCAGGAGUACGAAGAAUUUGAGCGGCGCAGGCAAGAGGAGAUUAGGCAGCUAGUCGAGUCGGGCGUUAUCCCACCCCCCCCUGGCUACCAUGGGAUGCCUCCACCCCAGCCAGCUAUGUACCAGGGUGGUCCACAUCCAGGACUGCACCCUGCGGCACAGGGUAUCCUGCCCCCGCAGGCUGUGCCACAGUAUGGUGUACCUCCUCAGGUACACCCCAAUGCUGUUCCUCCUCAGGUACACGCCAAUGCUGUUCCUCAUGGGUAUCAGGCUGUCCCUCAAGGGUAUCAGGCUGUCCCACAGGGGUAUCAGGCUGUACCUCAGGGGUAUCAAGCAGUUCCGCAAGGGCAGGUUCCUCCCCAACAGGUGCAAUACAUUCCUCAUGGGGCACCUUACCAGGCACCAGCUCAGCCACAAGCACAGCAACCAGUAUUAAGUCAGCCUCAAGUGCAGCAGCCAGUGCAAGGUCAGCCUCAGGUACAGCAACCCAUUCAGGGUCAGGCUCAAGUUCCAGCUCAACAACCCAUACAAGGUCAACCCCAGGUGCAGCAACCCAUGCAAGGUCAACCCCAAGCUCAGCAACAGAUUCAAGGUCAACCUCAAGUUCAGCAACCCAUUCAAGGUCAACCACAAGUUCAGCAGCCCAUACAGGGUCAGCUUCAGGCACAGCAACCUGUUCAAGGCCAACCUCCAGCUCAGCAGCCCCUACAAGGCCAGCACCAGGAGCAGCAGCCGAUCCAAGUUCAGGCACAAGGUCAGCAACCUCUCCAAGGCCAGCAGCCACAACCUGUUGCUGGUCAGCCACCCAAUCAUCAACCUAUUCAGCCAGUAGCAGCUCAUCCUGCUGCAGGACGAUAAGCUCUUCCGAUUGAGACAAUACAGGCUUAAGGUUCUACCAUACACAAUUACUUGCGCAGAAUUAUACCUUUGGAUAAAUGGAUGUGACCAACAUUUUUAUUAAAUUAGUAUCGAACUCAGAAUGAAACUGGAACUGAAUUGAAAGAAGUGGAUGGUGUAAGCAGGAUUAACAUUGAUAUAUGUUGUGUUAUUCACUUUAAUGAUUUUGCAUAAGGUGCCUAAUAUAAGAGAGAAGUCAAUGGUCAUGAACAAAGUGUGGCUGAUCAAGUGUCUUCUUUAGAUUUUACUUUGAGAUUUUCCUUUAAUGUUCAUCUUUGAAGGAAAUGUAAGAUAUGUUUCCUGGUGUAUCUUUGUAGAGUUCUUGCUAUAUAUUUGUUAAUGGUUUAAACCUUCGAGGUCUGAUCUUCUGUAAUUUGUUUGUUUAAAUCUUUACAGUCUGAUCUUUAAGAAUAGAGUUUAGUGAAUUUAACCCAUCAGCGACGGGUAAAAAUUUUGUCAAGUUUAUGUAUGCACCGGCUUGUUGGCGCGCACUGUUAGUUUCCCCUGUUUGCGCCCGGCUCGAUCGGUAGUUUGCGAGCGACAUAUAGCACCUAAAAGCUUUUAUUUUGCUAAAAUUUAUAAAGAUAUUAAAAUUUUGAAGGUUUACCUUCACUUUAGAUGCCAUUGCCUAAAAUCUUUACCAUAGAAAUGAAGCCGCUACUACUGGAGAAAAACAACCUCCGUCCGACGAGCCAGUAGCGGGGAAAUGGGCAUGGCAUGAUGCCCCCGGCGUUUGGUCCACAACAGCCAUGGCAUGUACGUAUGGACACCCGGCGCCAAUGGGUUAAGAAGUACAUGAAUAAAAUAUUCACCAGUUAGUUCGGUGCUGUGAGAUUAUUUUUGAACCUCUGUUGCAGAUAUUUUAGUGAUGUUUGUGAUUCUGGUAAUGAUUCUAUUUAGAAUUUUUUAAAACAAAAAAGAUAUUCAGUUUAUAGCUCAAUUUCUUUUUUUCUGUCUUUCUUUUCUUCUGUAUCUUGAUAAACUUUUAAAGGCCACAAAAUUAGGAUUUGAAUAUAUCCCAACUUUUUAGCAUAUUGGUACCACAUUUUUUUUGGUGGAAAAUCUGUGUAUAGCAUAGCACAAUACACAAAUACAUAUUCUUACACUCACACUCAGUCACACACAAUCACACACUCACUCAUAUAUACACUCUUAAUCAUACACACACACUCUCAUACAUACACUCAUAUUCACAUUCAAUCACACUCACACUCAUAUACAUCCUCUCACACUUAAAUGAGUCAGCAGCUAUCAGCAUUAUGAUUGGUUAUGGCCCAUUAUUGUUUCCAAUGAAAUAUGAUAAUGUUAAGUCUGUUUAAUUGGCAAGUAGCUCUGAAUUUGUUGUUGGAAAAUUUAAUUUGUAUGGUUGUGGAUUUUUUUCAGUUUGUUUCAAAUGUACUAUACUGUUAGAUAAUUAUAAAGCUUCUAUUUUAUCUUCUUAAAAGAUUUUUAUCACAAAUUUCAAAAGCAAUUGUUCUAGCAUUCUUUCCUUUUGAUUUGAAUCUCAAACUGUUAUAUAAUGUGUUUUUUUAUGCACAGGUACUCAAGGUUUGUUUGACAGAGCAAGUUUUCAUUAUUAUGAUUAUGAUUUUAUGCAUGUUUUAUGGAUGUGAGGAAAUUAAGCAUUUUCCUUGAACUGAACAUGGUUGCUUGCUAAAAGGUGUCUGAUUUUACAAUACAUUAAAAAAAGACAUUUAUGAAAGAAGACAAAGAUUCAAAGGCAUUAAUAAUGUUUUUUUUUUUUACUAUGCAAAGUGCAAUAUCUUUUAAAAUGGAUGUGUGCAUAUUUUUUUUCUUAACUUAAUUUUUGUUUGCCUGUGUUUUCCCAUUUUAAGUUAUGUGCUGACUAUCCCAUUUCUACCCAAAACUGAUUAAAAAGUUUUUAUUAAGGUAAUGCUGAUCAGCAAGGAAUGUUGUGACUCAGUCCUUUUUUUAUUGGUGGUUUGAUAGUUUUGAGAGUGCAAUUUUGAGGUUGUACUGUACUUGGAAUGUAGAAAUGUUUAGAAUUGGAAUGAUCAUCAUUUAUCAUAUCAUUUUGAAGUUUCAGGAUUAUAAACCAUUGAUAGUUCGGCUUACAAAAGAUGUUCUGUGUAUGGUAUAAAUGUUUAUAUCGGGGAUGUUUAUAAGGUUAAUACUGAUGUGAUAUACGGAACAAAUAAAAGCUCAUUUUAUA
Molecule: messenger RNA, 3158 nt
Organism: Penaeus vannamei (Pacific white shrimp)
Lineage: Eukaryota; Metazoa; Arthropoda; Malacostraca; Decapoda; Penaeidae
Product: nucleobindin-2
Cellular component (GO): extracellular exosome; endoplasmic reticulum-Golgi intermediate compartment
Molecular function (GO): calcium ion binding
Source: RefSeq, a predicted model, not a curated record